UGCAUCACCUACCGUUAACUGGGAUAAUCGUCAUGGGUCGUUUCCCCGUGCCGAUGCUUGGGGAGGUAGUCGUAGUGAAAUGGGGUAUUCCAGUCCUCAACGUAGUGGUUGGAGUGAUCGCGCAUCAUCUCAGGGCGAUCGCUGGAAUUCUGGUUAUCGUUCUGGAAGAUAUGCUAGUAGUCAUGGUCGUGGCGGAUCUUUUCCUGAGGAAGGGUUUAAUCGUAGAGGGGAAGAUGGCUAUGGGUCUUGGCGUGAUGGCGUUCAUAUAAUUGGCCCGAAAAAUCAACGCAUAGAACGAGAUUUGUUUGGUUCCCCGGAUGAUCCAGACCGGCAACACACUGGUAUCCAUUUCGAAAAAUAUGAUGACAUUCCAGUUGACGCUAGCGGAAAUAACGUUCCGGAAUGCGUUUCUGACUUUGCAAGCCCUCCAUUGGAUCCUCACCUUAUUACCAAUAUUGAACUUGCUCGCUAUUCAGUACCUACUCCCGUACAAAAGUAUUCUAUAUCAAUUGUUUCAUCUGGUCGUGAUCUUAUGGCAUGUGCCCAAACUGGCUCGGGGAAAACUGGAGGUUUCUUAUUCCCGAUUUUGUCCGAACCAUUCAAACAUGGGCCUGCGCCGCCUCCUCCAGAACAACCUGGCUACACCCGUGGGAUGUCUCGUGGUCGUAAGGCUUACCCAGUCUGUCUUGUUCUUGCGCCUACCCGUGAAUUAGCUUCUCAAAUUUAUGAUGAGGCUCGAAAAUUUGCUUACCGUUCUUGGGUAAGGCCCUGUGUUGUGUAUGGUGGUGCCGAUAUUAAUUCUCAAUUGCGGUUAAUUGAUCGCGGUUGUGAUCUUCUAACUGCCACCCCUGGACGUCUUGUUGAUUUAAUUGAGCGUGGCCGAGUGAGCUUAUCUCAAACUCGAUAUUUAGUUCUCGAUGAAGCAGAUCGUAUGUUAGACAUGGGUUUUGAACCUCAAAUUCGUCGUAUCGUUGAGAAAGAAGAUAUGCCUGGCGUCGAAGAUAGGCAAACACUUAUGUUUAGUGCCACCUUCCCUCGGGAUAUUCAAAUACUUGCUCGGGAUUUUUUAAAAGAUUAUGUUUUCUUGAGCGUUGGACGUGUUGGCAGUACGAGCGAAAAUAUCACACAAAAGAUAGAAUAUGUAGAAGAUGAAGAUAAGCGAUCAGUUCUCUUAGAUAUUCUUCACGCUCAGUCGGAAAGCGGACUCACAUUAAUCUUUGUGGAAACUAAGCGCAUGGCCGAUAUGUUAUCAGAAUUCCUCAUAAAUUCGGGUUACCCGGCCACGUCAAUUCACGGAGAUCGAUCACAACGUGAACGCGAACGUGCAUUAGAAUCCUUCCGCACAGGUCGUACCCCCAUCAUGGUGGCGACUGCAGUUGCUGCUCGUGGAUUGGAUAUUCCAAAUGUUACUCAUGUUAUCAAUUAUGAUUUACCCACCGACAUCGAUGAUUAUGUACACCGUAUUGGUCGUACAGGUCGUGCUGGUAACCUUGGUCAAUCAACAGCAUUUUUCAAUCGUGGUAACAAGGGUUUGGUAAGAGAGUUGAUUGAACUAUUAAAGGAGGCUAAUCAAGAAAUACCUCUUUGGUUAGAAAAUGUGGCGAAAGAAACUAUGAGUUAUGGAAAUUCCACACGUGGAGUUGGACGAGGAGGUCGUAGUCGAGGUCAAAGCCGUGAUUAUCGCAAAUUUGGUAGCAGCAGCGAGCGAGGUACCUAUGGGGCUAGUCAAGACUUUUACUAUGGUGGCGCCAGUUACGGAGGUGGAUAUGGUGGUGGAAGUUAUGGUUCCUCAACCAAGCCAAGCAAUGAGCGUGAAUAUUGGGGUGUUGUUUAUACCAUUAUCGAUAAUAGGUAG
Acaulospora morrowiae is the source of this 1855-nucleotide messenger RNA. The record is from the annotation of a GenBank genome assembly. Lineage: Eukaryota; Fungi; Glomeromycota; Glomeromycetes; Diversisporales; Acaulosporaceae.